This is a messenger RNA of Bipolaris oryzae ATCC 44560, 1170 nucleotides long. RefSeq lists its product as uncharacterized. Gene Ontology annotation, cellular component: nucleus; SAGA-type complex. Gene Ontology annotation, biological process: regulation of transcription by RNA polymerase II; chromatin remodeling. The record is from RefSeq and is a predicted model, not a curated record. Lineage: Eukaryota; Fungi; Ascomycota; Dothideomycetes; Pleosporales; Pleosporaceae. Gene Ontology annotation, molecular function: transcription coactivator activity; chromatin binding; protein binding. Bases 1 to 1170 code for a protein of 389 amino acids. The transcript has a single exon.
AUGGCAAACUCGCCUCAUAAGACACCCCCAACUGCCCGCCUCACCGUCUCUUCCCUCCUCUCCCCCCCAGAGAUGAAGCGAUCAGAGUCGUUUGGCUCGUCAAUUGCCUCUGCCUCUACUCAAUCGCCAUCCACCUCCUUCAAUUCAGUCCAAUUGAAGCCCAUGACAAACGCCUCCCUCAGCGCCUGCCAGGCAGCAACUCACCGCAUCGCCUACGUCUCCCCCCCAAUCUCGCCAUACGACUCCCACUCCCAAAAGGACACCAUGGACACUGUCGCAGAAGCCGGCACACGCGACCCUCAGCUCUUUGUCGCCCAGGACGCCGCCCUCUCCGUCGCCGACAUACCGCUCUUCCCCCAGGACUCAGCUGCCUCUUCAGCAGACUCAGCCUCGCAAGACGCCAUCACCCACCACAUGCAGUCGCACGACUACGCACGCCUGCACUCCAAGCCCUCGCGCGCCGACUACGAAUUGGCGGUUUCAUUCCGCUCAAACGUCUUUGCCUCGGCCACCAAGAACCCCCGACACUGGUGGGCUCAGGAGCGUCGUUUCGACGACUACUACGGUCGCCCGACCGGUGUCCAAAAGCGCACCGCCCUCAAGAAGCUUGCUCCCGCACCAUCCGUUAGAGCCCGCCAGCCAAAGGUCGCUCUUCCCCGGAUACCUCCCCGUACUCCUCGCGCUCCAAAGGCCAAGCGCAGCCCCCUUGCACAGGUCUACGAGUCAUUUGACCCUGCACCAAAGCCCACCGCAUCGGUCUCGGUCUCUCCCAAACCUGCGCGACCAGCCACGAAUCGUGACGACUCGGACUACAAUGCCAUCCCCGACUACUCGCCACCUCUCGACACGCUGCCCAAGGGCAACUCCAAGAUUCUCAAGGCCGAGUGGAAGGGCCAGGCCCUCUCGCUCGCCGACGAUCCCGAUCGCGACCUGCUGCACGAGGCUGAACUCAACCUUGCAGGCACCCUGCGCCUCAACUGUGCCACCUACUUGACCAGCAAGCGUCGCAUCUUUCAAGCUCGCAUUGAAGCAUUGAGAAUUGGCAAAGAGUUCCGCAAGACCGACGCCCAGCAGGCCUGCAAAAUUGAUGUCAACAAGGCCAGUAAACUGUGGCAGUCGUACGACCGCGUCGGCUGGUUUAACCCAGACUACUUUCGUCAAUACCUUUAA